This is a messenger RNA of Rhopalosiphum padi (bird cherry-oat aphid), 927 nucleotides long. RefSeq lists its product as uncharacterized. NCBI's taxonomy places the organism in Eukaryota, Metazoa, Arthropoda, Insecta, Hemiptera, Aphididae. Bases 153 to 713 code for a protein of 186 amino acids. The transcript has 2 exons. The record is from RefSeq and is a predicted model, not a curated record.
CUCGACCGAUUUGGACCACACAAGACCCACCGACCAGUGCGAGGUAUACCUGAAGCACACGACGACAUUGCAAUAACCGUAUCCCCGAAACCAUAAGUCGGUUUCGUGUACUAUAAACGUAUAAAGACGCACGCAGCGAAAACUACGCGAACAUGCAGCAGUUCUGGAUCUCGAUGUUGUUGGUGAGUGUCGGCGCGUCCUUAGUCUGCGCGGAUGCCGUGAAGGCCGCCUCCGCCGCCGCUGAGAAGCCGACGGAAAAGAAGCAGGGCAAGCGAGGCCUCUGGGGCUUGGGCUAUGGAUACGGUGGACACAGCGAGUGGGACGGUCUGUCCAACUACGGUCUGUUGGGCACGGACCACAGCUACGGACACAUCAGCUCCGUGCACGUCACCAAAGAGGUGCCAGUCAUCGUUGACCGACCGAUCGUCGUGCCGGUCGAGAAACACGUGCCGUACCCGGUGGCCGUCGAGAAACCAGUGCCGUAUCCCGUGCACAUCGAGAAGCACGUCCCGGUGCCCGUAGAUCGCCCAGUGCCAUACCCGGUCAAGGUACCGGUCAAGAUCCCGGUCGCCCAUCCCGUGCCCUACCCCGUGUACGUGCAACAGCACUUGCCCGUCUACGUCAAGGAACACCACGGGCACGGUUACGGAACCUACGACUUCGGUCACGACCACGGUUACGGUUUCAGCAGCAGUUACGCGAUCCACCACUGAUGGUGUUUCUAUAUACGUUGCACAGUUUAUUAUUAUCAUUAAGUAUUAUAAUUUAUACGAUAAGCUCGCCCGUCCACGACGCACCGCAGUCGUGUCGCGCAUCAAUAACCGUUUGUAAUUAAUUACUUUUUAUACCUAUUUUAAUGCGUAGGUAUAGAUUAUAUAUUUUAUAUAUAUAUAAAUUAUAAUAAAUUAUAAGUUUAUAAUAUUGUAA